AUGUCCGACUUCAGCAGCACGAGGCGCACGGGGCUGCCGCGCGUCGUCCUGCGGUGGCUGCAGAGCCUCGACCUCACCGUCUCGCCCAGGCCCUUCCGGAGGGAUUUUUCAAAUGGCUAUCUCAUAGCUGAAAUAUUCUCUUGGUAUUACCCAGAAGAUAUUAAAAUGCAUUCCUUCCAAAAUGGGACCUCUCUAGCUAUCAAGCUUAGCAACUGGUCACAGCUUGGAAAGUUCUUUGCAAAGAGAAACCUGAAGCCUAUUCGAGAGCUGAUCGAUGGAACAAUACAUUGUAAACCAGGAGCUGCAGAAAUAUUUGUACAAGACAUUUAUACGAUGCUAACAAAUAGGCGGAUAAAACACAUUCAGGAUGAAGAGAUUGACUUUUCAGAUCGUCUUUACCAGAAUAAGUUACCAAUGGUUGCUAGAUCAACUGCUUCAAGAGCUAUUAAAACCAAUAUUACACUAUCUGAAAUAAUGGUGGAGCCCAAUGUCAACAAAAACAGACAAAAAGUUAAUGCCGUCAUCAAUUUGCAUCUGCAGCGAAGACAUCUAGAGAGAGAACAGUAUCCAGAACGGUUUAAUAUUAAACCAACUCUCGGAGCACGUGCCAUUCGUCGCCCUUCUGCUGUGAGUGACAGCAUGAUUAAUCUUCAGAGAGAUAAAUCUAUGCUCAUAUCAAGUGUAGGGUCUACAGAAAUCAGAGGCAAAACCGGGGUACAUUUCAAAACUAUUCAAGUGAAACAAGCGGAGAGAUGUCCCUUUGAUGUGAGUUUAAAUACGGAUACCUAUGUUAAAGGACUACCAAAGAGAUCUUGA
Molecule: messenger RNA, 816 nt
Organism: Euleptes europaea (tarantolino)
Lineage: Eukaryota; Metazoa; Chordata; Lepidosauria; Squamata; Sphaerodactylidae
Gene: SPATA4
Product: spermatogenesis associated 4
Exons: 6
Coding region: 1-816 (271 amino acids)
Biological process (GO): regulation of cytoskeleton organization; negative regulation of execution phase of apoptosis
Cellular component (GO): axoneme
Molecular function (GO): microtubule binding
Source: RefSeq, a predicted model, not a curated record